Molecule: messenger RNA, 6313 nt
Organism: Hevea brasiliensis (rubber tree)
Lineage: Eukaryota; Viridiplantae; Streptophyta; Magnoliopsida; Malpighiales; Euphorbiaceae
Exons: 19
Coding region: 124-6048 (1974 amino acids)
Biological process (GO): protein targeting to vacuole; endosomal vesicle fusion
Cellular component (GO): HOPS complex; late endosome
Molecular function (GO): protein binding
Source: RefSeq, a predicted model, not a curated record
AGGGACCCUAGAGCCAAUUGCUCAACUCGCUUCCCUUGCAAAGAACAGAAACUGCUGUUGCUUCGAUCAUCAGACAGAAAGGAGAAGAUGAUGAUGGAAUAGUCCUACUCUACUUAUGACAAUAUGACUAUGAAACUCACCACCAGCAAACUCCCCAUGGAACUCGACCUCGACUCUUUCCUCAACUUGCACUCCGACUCCGACGACGACUCCACCGCCGUCCCUCACCGCACCCUCGAUGAAAUUCUCGACGACUCCGAUUCUUCCACGUCUACCUCCCCUCCUUCUUCCCCAUCAUCCUUAAAAAUCAACCAAUCUCGCCUCUCUGAUCUUCCCCUUUCCCUGAACGACGCAGUCUCAGAUGACUCCACAGGAUCCCUAAAGCGCACCCAGUCUCAGCUUUUGGGUGAUAAUUCUGACCAGACACGACCCAAUUCUUUUACUCGGGUUAAGUCUGGUGGGUUAUCGGCUGAUUCGGUAUGGAGGGCUUCUUCUUCAUCGAGACCCUUGCCGUCUUUGUUCGGUGGGGUGAGAUCAAACGCGAAGCCAGGGGCUGCGCUUGCUGCAGCAGCGGCAGCGUCUCGGUCGGUGCCGACCCCGCAUGCUGCCGCGAUCAAGUCGAGAAGGGCGGUCAGUCUCCGGAAGGUUAUGGACACUGGAAAAUCGAGUUCCCUCGUUGGUGAUGAUCACGAGAUUGUUUCAAAUUCAUCCACUGGGGACUCAGUUGUAGCUGCUACGGAGAGAAACAGGUCUGAUGGUAAAUUGGCUGCCGAAGAUGAUAACGCGGGUGAUUAUCAAUCUGCUUUGGAAGAUGAAAUUUCCGCAAGAGAUAGGAAUUUGGAGACUACAACUGAGGUUUUUCCUAGUAAAGAUUUGGCAGGUGAAGUAGAAGCUGCCGAUAAAAUGGAGGAAUUAAGGGAAACUAGCUAUGAGCAAGAUGCCACUACUUCAAUAUCCAACUCGACCGUUUACUUACAUUUGGACGACGGCUCCAAAAAUUUGGGUUCAGAUGAUAGAAAAGAUGAAACUAUAGCAACUGUUUCUUCUGAUGAAGAUUCUAAGUUUGUGGAUGUGAAUGAUUCUUGCGAAGUGGAUAUUCUGUCCUCUUCUAGGGAUGAUGACCAUGGAAAGUGUGAGUUGAAUUCGACAAUGAUGCCACUGGAAGAGGGAGAUUAUUUGGAGAAAGAUCUGCAGAGCUCUAAAGAUGAUGAGGCCGGUAUUACUACUGGUGGCGGUGAUGAUGCCAGUUCAAUUAGUGAAAUUUCGGAGCUUGUGGAGGAGAGAAUUGAGCAACUGGAGAGUGAGAGGAUUAUUAAAAGAGCACAAAAGAAACUCAGGUCCACUAUGAAGCCACUUGAAUUGGCAGAAGAACUUGAGAAGAGGCAGGCUUCUACCGGUUUGCAUUGGGAGGAGGGUGCAGCUGCUCAGCCAAUGAAGCUUGAGGGUGUUCGGAGAGGAUCUACUACUUUGGGAUACUUUGAUAUUGAUGCUAGCAAUGCCAUUACCCGAACCAUUGCAUCUCAAGCAUUUCGGCGAGAUCAUGGUUCCCCACAAGUCCUGGCAGUUCAUCUUAACUACAUUGCAGUGGGAAUGGCAAAAGGAGUUAUUGUUGUCGCUCCAAGUAGAUACUCUUCUUAUAGUACUGACAACAUGGAUUCAAAGAUGCUAAUACUUGGUGUCCAAGGAGAUAGAUCUCAUGCCCCAGUAACUUCCAUGUGCUUCAAUCAGCUAGGGGACCUGCUCUUGGCUGGUUAUGGUGAUGGUCACAUUACUGUUUGGGAUGUCCAGAGGGCAUCAGCUGCUAAAGUGAUAACUGGGGAGCAUAUGGCGCCAGUAGUACAUGCAUUGUUCCUAGGCCAGGAUUCUCAAGUUACUCGUCAAUUUAAAGCAGUUACUGGUGAUAGUAAAGGUCUGGUUCUUUUACAUGCUUUCUCAGUGGUUCCCUUGCUUAACAGGUUCACCAUCAAAACACAGUGUCUUCUUGAUGGACAAAGAACAGGCACUGUACUAUCUGCUUUGCCCCUUCUUUUUGAUGAAUCUGUUGGAGGCGCUUUGCCAUCAUCACUGGGAAAUGCUUCACUUUCAUCCAGCAGCAUUGGUAACAUGAUGGGAGGUGUAGUUGGGGGAGAUGCGGGAUGGAAACUAUUCAAUGAGGGCUCUUCUAUGGCUGAAGAAGGUGUGGUCAUAUUUGUCACCCAUCAAACUGCUCUGGUGGUUAGGCUCACUCCCACUUUGGAAGUCUAUGCACAACUUUCCAAGCCAGAAGGAGUUCGGGAGGGUUCCAUGCCUUAUACUGCAUGGAAAUGUACUACACAAUCACGCAGUUCGUCAUCUGAAAAUAUUACUGCAGAUGUGGCAGAACGAGUUUCAUUACUUGCUGUUGCAUGGGAUCGGAAAGUUCAAGUUGCAAAGUUGGUUAAAUCAGAGCUCAAAGUAUUUGGAACAUGGUCCCUUGACAGUGCGGCAAUAGGCGUGGCUUGGUUGGAUGCUCAUAUGCUGGUGGUUCUCACAUUGACAGGACAGUUGUAUUUGUUUGCAAAGGAUGGUACUGUGAUUCACCAGACCAGCUUUGCUGUUGAUGGUUCUGGAGGGGAUGAUCUUGUUGCAUAUCAUACUCAUUUUAUAAAUAUCUAUGGGAAUCCUGAGAAAGCUUAUCACAACUGUGUAGCGGUAAGAGGAGCUUCUAUAUAUAUAAUUGGUCCCAUACAUCUUAUUGUUUCCAGGCUUCUCCCUUGGAAGGAACGGAUUCAGGUUUUGCGGAGAGCAGGCGACUGGAUGGGUGCCUUGAACAUGGCAAUGACACUUUAUGAUGGCCAAGCUCAUGGUGUUAUUGACCUCCCAAGAGCCGUGGAUGCUGUACAAGAAAUGAUAAUGCCUUACCUGGUGGAGUUGCUAUUGUCAUAUGUAGAUGAAGUAUUUUCUUAUAUUUCAGUGGCUUUUUGCAACCAAAUUGGAAAAGUGGAACAAGAUGACCAGAAGAGUGGAAGCGGUUCUGUGCGCUCAGAAAUAAAAGAACAAUUCACUCGCGUUGGUGGUGUUGCAGUAGAAUUUUGUGUCCAUGUACAGCGGACUGACAUUCUUUUUGAUGAAAUUUUCUCCAAGUUUGUGGCCGUUCAACAUAGAGAUACAUUUUUGGAGCUUUUGGAGCCAUAUAUAUUGAGAGAUAUGCUUGGAUCCCUACCUCCUGAGAUUAUGCAAGCUCUAGUAGAGCAUUAUAGCAGCAAAGGGUGGUUGCAACGAGUUGAACAAUGUGUCCUUCACAUGGACAUUUCUUCCUUGGAUUUCAAUCAGGUUGUCAGGCUAUGCCGUGAGCAUGGAUUAUAUGGUGCCUUGGUGUAUCUUUUCAAUAAAGGAUUGGAUGAUUUCAGAGCACCUUUAGAGGAGUUGUUAAUAGUUUCGCGAAGUAGUGAUAGAGAGAGUGCUGUUGCCCUUGGGUACAGGAUGCUUGUUUAUCUGAAGUAUUGCUUUUCAGGUCUUGCCUUUCCACCAGGGCAUGGAGCUCUUCCUCCUACACGUUUGCCAUCUCUUAGGACAGAACUUGUUCAGUUUUUAUUAGAGAAUUCGAGUGCCUUGAAUUCACGAGUUGUGUUGGGCUUGUCAUCAAGAGGAACAUAUCUGAACCUGUACCAUCUCUUAGAAUUAGAUACUGAAGCAACUUUAGAUGUUCUGAGGUUGGCUUUUAUGGAUGAUGAAAAUCCAAAACCUGAAUUCACUUCACAUGAUGUUGCUAAUAUAAAUAUGGAAAAUGAGCAGGAAAAUAUUACAACAAUUGAAAGUCAGAAUAUAUUGGUUCAAAAUACUCUAAAUGCUCUUGUUCAAAUCAUUGAAAAAGAUGCAUCCCAAGCAGCUGAACAUGCUAGUAGUGAUGAUACUGGAUCAGUAGAAGCGUGGCCUUCAAAGAGAGACAUAGGGAACCUAUUUGAAUUCAUUGCAUACCAUGUUGCAUGUAGAAAAGCUUAUGUUUCAAGCAGUGUGCUGAGUCAGAUUUUGGAGUAUUUGACAUCAGAGAGCAAUUUGUCAGCAAGUAUUCCUGCUCAUGUUAUCAAAACUUUAAAAAGGAGAGAGAAACAGGUGCUUGCACUUCUGGAGGUAGUGCCUGAGACUGAUUGGAACUCAUCUUACGUGUUACAGCUAUGUGAGAAAGCACACUAUCACCAGGUUUGUGGCUUCAUUCACACUAUCAGAAACCAGUAUCUUGCUGCAUUGGAUAGCUAUAUGAAAGAUGUGGAUGAACCAGUUCAUACCUUCGCAUAUAUCAACAAUACAUUAAGGCAGCUAAGUGGCAAUGAACGCGAUGAUUUUCAAUCAGCUGUCAUGUCUCGGAUUCCAGAGUUGGUUGUGCUGAGCAGAGAGGGAACUUUCUUGUUAGUCAUUGACCAUUUUAAUAGCAACAAUUCACACAUCUUCUCUCAACUACACUCACAUCUGAAAAGCCUUUUUCUAUAUCUAAAGACGGUUAUUGAGGUUCACUUGUCUGGAACCCUCAAUUUUUCACAUUUAAAAAAGGAUGAUGUUCUAGAUGCUUUUAGUGGAAGGAGAGUGAAAGAUCAGUUGAAAGGACUUGAAGCUUACUUGGAAAGGAUCUCGGAAUUUCCAAAGUUUAUAAGGAAUAACCCUGUCCAUGUAGCUGAUGAUAUGAUAGAGCUUUAUAUGGAGUUAUUGUGUCAGUAUGAACGUGAUUCAGUUCUCAAAUUCCUAGAGACUUUUGAUAGCUAUCGGGUAGAACACUGUUUGCGCUUGUGCCAGGAAUAUGGCAUAACAGAUGCAGCUGCUUUUUUGUUGGAAAGAGUUGGUGAUGUUGGGAGUGCUCUUUUUCUGACACUUUCUGGCCUCAAUGAUAAAUUUGCUGUGCUUGAUACAGCUGUGGGAAGUGUGAUUUCAACUACAACUUUACGUGGCUCUGCUGGCAUUGAUUAUUACAGCACUGUUUUAAAAAUGAAAGAGGUUGAUGAAAUACGCAGUAUAUUGAACUCCUGUAUUGGUUUGUGUCAGCGAAACACCCCUCGUUUGCAACCUGAGGAGUCAGAGACACUAUGGUUCAGAUUACUUGAUUCUUUUUGUGAGCCUUUGAUGGAUUCACAUGCUGAUGAAAGGGUAUUGAGAGAAAGUCAAGUUGGAAUGCCAGCUGAAACAUUGGGUGAACAUGAGGAUGAUGAGCCCAUAAUCAAGUGGAAAAUCUCUAGGUCCCACAAAGGUGCCCAUAUCUUAAGGAAAUUGUUCUCUCAGUUCAUCAAAGAGAUUGUUGAAGGAAUGAUAGGAUAUGUUCGCCUUCCUACUAUCAUGUCAAAAUUGCUCUCUGACAAUGGUAGCCAGGAAUUUGGUGAUUUUAAAAUUACCAUAUUGGGGAUGCUUGGAACAUAUGGCUUUGAGAGGAGAAUUCUGGAUACUGCCAAGUCCUUGAUAGAAGAUGAUACAUUCUAUACCAUGAGUUUACUCAAGAAGGGGGCAUCUCACGGGUAUGCCCCCCGGAGUCUCAUAUGUUGUAUAUGCAACUGCCUUCUCACCAAGGGUUCCUCUAGUUUCCAAAUUCAAGUUUUCAGUUGCGGUCAUGCAACUCAUCUUCAAUGUGAACUUCUGGAAAGUGACUCUUCAAGUAAAGGUUCCUUGUCUGGAUGCCCUGUUUGUAUGCCUAAGAAGAAUACUCAGAGACCUAGAAAUAAAUCAAUCCUUCCUGAGAAUGGUUCAGUAAAUAAGGUUUCAUCAAGAUCAAAACGAUCACAAGGAACUAGCUUGUUACACCUGCAUGAUGAUUCAUUAGACAGUUCACAGCAAAUAUCGCGGUUUGAUAUAUUGACUAAUCUUCAAAAAGACCAGAAAUUAGUCCAGAUAGAGAACAUCCCUCAGUUAAGGCUUGCCCCACCAGCUGUUUAUCAUGAAAAGGUGAAGGAAGGACCUGAGCUUUUGACAGGAGAGAGUAGCAGCGGUGCUGCAAAAAUUGAAAAACCAAGCAAAAGGAGGCAACUCAGGGAGCUGAAAGUGACAGGAUCAUCUCUUCGGUUUCCAUUAAAAUCAAGUAUAUUUGGCAAGGAGAAGAUGAAUAAAAGGUGACUGCUGUUUUGUACAGACUAACAUUGGUAGAGAUUCCAUAGCUGCAUUUCAACAGGCUGAUGAAUUUUGUUGAUUCGAAAUACAACGUUUGUCUGGCUGAGUUUUUGAUCCCUAAUUCAUUACAUGGAAGUAUAUAUAAUAAUGUUACUCACUGAUCAUUUAUGCUAUGAUUCAGCUUAACUACAAUGAACUUGAGGAGAGAAUAAGGACAUAAAGGCUUCAUGACUGAUAUUAUAAUAUAUUAUUGACGAGUAUUGUGCAUUGA